AUGGCAGCUCCCGAGCCCCCGCCCCGCCCCGCGCGGCGCAGGCGCGGCCGAGCCCCGGAGCGCCCGCCCGGAGAGCCCGGAGAGCCCGCCCGGAGCGCCCGCCCGGAGCGCCCGCUCGGAGAGCCCGGAGAGGCCGCCCGUAGAGCCCGCCCGGAGCGCCCGGAGCGCCCGCCCGGAGAGCCCGGAGAGCCCGGAGCCCGCCCGGAGCGCCCGCCCGGAGAGCCCGGAGCCCGCCCGGAGCCCGCGAAUCGGGGCGGCCCCGGGGAUCGCCCUCCUGCCCCGCAGACCCCGCGGCGCAUCCCGUACGAGGAGGCUGUCGCGCAGGAGUUCGGGCCGGCUCGAGUGGGAGAGUCUUUCGGGCCCACGUGA
This is a messenger RNA of Pyrgilauda ruficollis (rufous-necked snowfinch), 369 nucleotides long. Its product is annotated as cuticle collagen dpy-13-like. The record is from RefSeq and is a predicted model, not a curated record. Lineage: Eukaryota; Metazoa; Chordata; Aves; Passeriformes; Passeridae. The coding region runs from base 1 to 369 and encodes 122 amino acids. The transcript has a single exon.